AUGAGUGGAAGUACUUCAAAGGCGGACUUUACCGCCAAAAGAGAUGACGAUGUCCACGAUGCAGCCAAAUCAAUCACCAACAACGAAGUUCCCAUUAACGCCUCCGGCCACGUCCAAGAACUACCCCAGAACUUCAACCUCCUCUCCCUAGCAGGCGUAGGCCUUGUCGUCGGCAAUGUAUGGCCAGCAAUUGGCGGCUCCAUCCUCGUCGCCAUCUUCAACGGCGGUCCACCGGGCGUCCUCUACGAAUUCAUCGUGGUGUCCAUGUUCUACUGGGCAGUCGCUGCGAGUGUUGCAGAGCUAGCCAGUGCGAUUCCUUCAUCAGCCGGUGUGUAUCACUGGGCUUCUGUCACGCCUGGGCCGAAGUGGGGGAGGGUUAUCGGGUUCUUUGCGGGAUGGUGGAAUUAUCUUGCUUGGUGUCUUGGAUGUGCUAGCAUGUCGAGCAUUCUUGCGAACACGCUUGUUCAGAUGUAUGCUUUGAACCAUCCGGGCUUUGUGGCUGAGUCGUGGCAUGUGUUUAUCACGUAUAUCAUCACGACGUGGCUAUCGUGUGCGGCGGUUUGUCUUUGGAACAGCGCUAUGCCGGGGUUGAACAAGUUUGGAGUCUUCAUCAUCUUGGCGGGUUUCAUCAUCACGGUCAUUACUGUUACUGUCAUGCCCGGCCGAGGAGGCCGUCCACCUCAUGCGAGCUCGGCGUUUGUCUGGAAGGAUUGGACUGCCGAUAUUGGAUACCCAGAUGGUUUUGUCUUUGUUGCUGGCAUGCUUAAUGGAGCGUACAGUGUUGGAUCGGUUCACGCGACGACUCAACUGGCGGAGGAGAUACCUAACCCCAGUCGAAAUGUCCCCAUUGCCAUCUUAUUCCAGGUCGCGACUGGUUUUAUCACCGGUCUUUGUUACCUUAUUGCCAUCAUGUACGCCAUCAACGACUACGAUGCUCUCUUCGAAUCGGCAUAUCCCAUCGCCGAGAUCUAUCGCCAAGCUACCGGCUCCGCAGCUGGUGCUACCGGACUGCUAUCGCUGGUCAUGAUCUGCAUUGCCUUGACUGUCGUUGGACUGUACAUCACCUGCGGUCGAACCCUCUGGGCUCUCGCUCGUGAUGGCGCGACUCCUUUCCCUGGAGUGCUAGGCCACGUCCAGGAGUCUCUCGACAUGCCACUCUGGUCUACCAUCGUCACAGCUGUUCUCGUCUCAGUCCUUGGCGCCAUCUAUGUCGGCAGCACAACAGCCUUCAAUGCAUUCGUCGGAACCUUUAUUCUUCUCUGCAGCUGUUCAUUCUUGGCAUGCAUCCUGCCCAAUCUCCUCAGUGGACGAAAGAACAUCGCUUAUGGACCCUUCAGAAUGCAUGGCAUCUGGGGAUUUAUUAUCAACGGCAUUGCAUGUGCUUAUCUCCUUAUCUGGAGUGUUAUCUACUGCUUCCCUUAUGCUCUGCCUACAAGUGCCGCGAGCAUGAACUAUACUUGCGUUAUUUGGGGCGGGUUGACUUUCUUGGUUAGUCUUUGGUGGUUUGGAAGCGCAAGGAAAGGAUACCAGGGCCCUACGACGACUGGAGGUGUUGUCCCAGGGAUGGUAAUCGAUGCCGCCUGAUCUGUUGUUGAUAUGCAGUAGCUGAGCCUAAUCGUACGUUUGCAUUUUGUCUCACUUGUACAUAGUCCAAUGAACAAGCCGUUGCUUUUGGAAAUCAAUUCUAUUUCAC
Molecule: messenger RNA, 1693 nt
Organism: Fusarium verticillioides 7600
Lineage: Eukaryota; Fungi; Ascomycota; Sordariomycetes; Hypocreales; Nectriaceae
Exons: 1
Coding region: 1-1584 (527 amino acids)
Biological process (GO): amino acid transport; transmembrane transport
Cellular component (GO): membrane
Molecular function (GO): transmembrane transporter activity
Source: RefSeq, a predicted model, not a curated record